AUGAGCGAAGAAGAGAAGACGAAAAAUCGAAGAAAAGUAAGUUACUUUGUAUUUAGCUUUAAAAUUCACUGAAUUGUUUUGAUGAACAUGUAUUUGAUAAAAAUUGUUCGCGAGAAUUUUACAAUUUUUGGCAUUCCUUUUCAGGCAUCUAAACCGAUCAUGGAAAAGAGAAGACGAGCAAGAAUAAACGAGAGUUUGAAUGAAUUGAAAACAUUGAUCCUUGAGGCCAUGAAAAAAGAUGUAAGUUCCAUUAAGACGCCAGCGAAGGAACUUUAUUAGUUUCCUCUUAGUUACGCAUUGAACAAUUAUUGCAGUCUCACUCCCUUAAUAUGUGAUUAAUUGACAAUUUUAAUGAACUGUGCAUAUUAAGGAAAAAUUAACAAAAUUGUUCAAAGUUUUUCUGAUGCCUGAAACAUAUUUGUCUCGUUAUUGUGAUAUUCCAUAUAUUAACCUGAAAAGAGAUACUUCAUGGCUUUGAAGAAGAUCAUCCACUCUAAUGUAACCCCCAUUUUUGAACACUGACGGGUCAUUUUGAAAAGAAGGUUAUCUAGCUUAUUUAAAUAAUUCGGAGUAUUAAAAUCCGUGAUGCAAGCUCGCCAAAGUAUGAUUGAUUUGUGAAUAGCGCAAACCUUCGAGCUUUAAGCUUUCUUGAGGUGUUAGUUUCUUUCAAAUUCGAGCUGUUAUUUUUAUUUGUUGAUUUAAUGGUUAAAAGAAACAGGUGAGCAGCCUGCGUAAAAAGAGCGACAGAGGGAGAGGGUGGUUUCUUAACAGUUCCUAGAAGUAUCCCCUGGCCCCAGUUGUUGAAGAGGUGGAUAGCGCUAUCCGAUGGAUAAAUCUCUGUCCAGUGGGAAACGCCAUUGGUUUCCCAAAUAGUUAUCCGCUGGAUAGUGAUUUACCCGGUGGAUAGAGCUAUCCGACGUUUGAACACUGGGGUUAAUCGUUCUUCAGUGCAUUUUCGUCCAUUAAAUGAUUGCCAACUUCAGUCAUUGGUCUCCAGGAUAUUGCUCCAAAGAGCUAAUCUGAUCACUUUUACUUAUUUUCCAAAGAACAACGUUUAUUGUUUUAAAUGAAACAGAGCUGGGGCACAGCUUUCGAUUAGAACCUAAACAGGUUUCGCAUGCGAAAAGCAAAGUUAAGUACUUGGGAGAGAUUUAUCCUUACAGCGGAUUAAAUCUUCCUAAACGCUUCUGGAGCUGAGAACCUGCAUUAAUUUUGUUUUGUAAUUGUACAGUAAAUUUAAGUUUUCUCUCAUUUAAACGGAAGAAUAUACCUACACGUAUCUUAGUAAGCUCUGUGAAAAUACGAGAAAUAUCUAGCAUUGACGCAGGUUACAUAACUAUUUAAUUUUUUUCUUCGGCUACCUUUUUUCAGAAUUCCUGUUAUUCCAAACUAGAGAAGGCUGAUAUCUUGGAGCUGACCGUUCAACAUUUAAAAAAUCUCAAAAGUCAACAGAUUACGGGUAGGUGUGCUUUGUCGGAAUUUAUCAACCCACUUAGUAAGAUUUAUUUCCAAUGGUUAUUUUUGCAAAGGAAUUCGUCGGGUUGGGGGUCUGUAUGAAUUAACUUUCAAUAUGCUACAUUACAGCUAAAAGUUAUAGCUCAUAUCAGUCUAUUGAGAAGUUUAAUAGAGACAUCACUCACACGCCCUUAAACAUCAGCAUCUGUACUGAGUCCUACCCCGGUCACAUGCAACCAUUGUAGAGUGUGAUUCACUGUUCAAAAUGUAAGUGAAUUACUGAUCACAAAGCUUGCAUAGUCUGUUUAUUUCUCUGGAAUGCCCAUUAAAGUUUUUUUGUUUGUUGCUCUAUUGUCUUAGUUUUGCUUUGUUUUUGUUGGUUUCUUUUGGAUGCUUCUGGUAAAAUGUCAUCAAUGUUGUUGAAUCCAUAAAGUAAUUUUUUUUAUCUUUCUAUUAUUUGAUCUUAUUUACUAAUACCUGAGAUGCAUUGUAGCGUUAAAGUUCUAAUGAUACAAUUAAGUUUAAAGUUUUCAGCUUUACCACAAUAAACAAUAAAAAUAUCCUUAGACUCCUAAUGUAAAGGCAUGAAAUGCAGCGAUGUUUUCUCCCUAGCCUUAGACACAAUGACACUGAUUCUGCAGCGUAGACUAGGUCGAGACCCAGUUGUUCAAACGUUGAAUAGUGUUAUCUAUCCCGAUAAUAUAAAAUAAUCACUAUUAAACCGAAAAUGUAGGAAAACCGACGCUUUGCAAAGAGAUUUAUACAGUGGAAAAUACUGUAGCUCUUUUGAACAACUGUUGAAUGCCCCCUGUCAUAAAGGCUCGCACAGUUUUGUUUCAAGCAACCUGUAGGUCUACUGUCCAAAGCUACCUCAGUUCUGCUUUAGACCAUUAGGAGAAUCCGUUCUCGAAAUUGUUUACUGAAUUAUCAAGUUUUCGGGAAAAUACAUUUGUGAAAAAGUAUAAGCUUUCAUUUGGAAACGCUUUUACAAUUUUGGUCACAUGUCCACGACUACUGCAAAAUGAAAGCGCAUACAUUUGGUCUUUGAGGAGCACGACCUACAUAACGUACUGUGAGCAAAUUUAUACAAAAGAAUCCAAUAAAAUUUAUCUGAUUUCUAUAAGUGCCUUAUAAUUGAACUCGUUGCCUCUUUUUGCAUUUUUACGCACCUUGUGCUAGUUUAUCAAUAACUUAUUUACUUUCACAAUUUUCCUUAGGCACUCCUUCUAUAACAAACUCGGUCUCCCUUGCAAACUAUCGUGCUGGCUUCAAUCAGUGUGCAUCAGAAAUCACUCGAGUCGUUAGCAGCCUGGACAAUACAGACCCCACUUUCCGAACCACGCUCCUUGAACAUCUAGCAGCCCGUUGCCUGGCAACCAAGCCGAUAGACGUCCCUGAAACGAGGGUACAGCUGCCUCAACCCGUCUUUGCUAAUCAACCUAUAUUACCCAAGCUACCAACGCCAUCAGUAACUUCUCCAGUUAGUUUACCCUUUUUUCCCACUCAGCUGCAAAGCAGUCCGGGAGUGUUGCCUGCUGCUACCCAGUUUCAGUUGACCUCCUACCCUAUAUCAAGCGGUAAAGUUGCACUGCUGUUUCCAACACUGAAUCCCUUGCUAAUGGAACCGACUUCCCCUGCUACGAAACCUGGCCUCAUUCCUGUGAUUGGUAAAGAACUGAGUCUGAAUAAUAGUUUGACUCCGUCGUCGGGAGUUGUACCUCUAGGACUUGAUACAAGGCCUUUCGUCUGGAAACCUCCGAUUCCUUAAUAAAGCUUGUCAAGGUUCCGGGUUCCAUUUCAGGGAGUGGCCUUUCGAUUCUAAGACGAGAACGACCAAGGGAACGAGACUACUAAAUACUAAGAAGUGCGCGCGCGUAAACCAGCGUCAUUUUGGCGGGAAAACGCGAUAGUCGUUGUCCCCCUUGUAGUCACGGAAACAAGUAAUCAAAGGUUAGAAGUUUUAUCAUUAGGGCUCAAACUCCUUCAAUAAAAAAAAACGUGUUGACUUUUCUGUCGAAAAAUAGUAAAAUGAAGCUUUACGGAGUGACUCUUUUUUGAGAAUUCGCGAGAAAAGACUUCAAGUCAAAUCUCCUCCUCGAGGUCGUCCUAAUCCUCGAAUCUACGAAGGUCUCUAUUAUCACUGAUCCAAACUACUCCGUCUUGUGUGUUCUUAACUUUUAAAAUGCUCAGUUUUUUCGAGCGGCGUGUUAUUCAUAAAAGUUUCAAAUAGAUGGCGGGAAAGUUAUUUAAUGAAAGCUCACGAUGUAGUGCCUAUUGUGUUAAUUUACUCCUUCUACUUCAAAAAGAAAUAAACAAGGUGGGUGGAAAAUGGCCAUGUUUUCUCAGGCAAUCACUAAUGAUAAAUCGUCCAGUUUAACCAACCGUCUUAUCUUCAGUGUACCCCGCCACAAAUUCAAACCAACUGUUUCUAAUUAAGGUGUUGCCAUAUGUAUUCUUGGGUGAAAAUGGGUCUUGAACCCUGGAUGACUACGCCAUAUUUUUAAUUGGCAAUAAUUCUUGACAAAUUUUUGUCAUUUCUAAGAAAAAAGAUGAAACAAAAAAACUUUGUUAUAGAAGUUAUAAAAGGCUAUAAGAAUAUAGAAUUACAUGUUUAACAUGAAAUAAUAUAAAGUUUACGUGCAUGAUAUUUGAAUCUACGUGGUCUUUAAUUAAAACAAAAUUGUUCUGCAAAAAAAAUUAUCGCUUUCUUAAAACUCUAUGAGUUAUUAUUUAAUUGAAUUUUUAUUUAAUAAGGAGGCAGCGUUAAUGCUGAAAAUUUAUUGACAGGUAAUCUUUUUUAAAAAAGUUUCUUUUAUUUUGCACUUUUCGUUCUUCUUUGCUAGAGUGUACACACUAUAUAUCUAUCUUGUAAUUAGUAUCAGCUAAUUACUACAAAGCACUAGGCUAGUUUGAGUAGUAUUAAUAACUAUUAGUGUGUUGUUAAAUCUCCGAUAUAAUGAACCCCUACAUAACGAAAGCCCGAUAUAACAAAUGAUAUUCUUCGCCCCCCUGAUAUUAUUCUAAGAUGUACGAAAAUAGUCUGUGAGUAAGAUCUCCCAGGGGCGGAGUUCCAAGAGCUUUGAGAACAGGAGGACGGCGAUAUACCAUUCCCCCGCCUUCCCCCGUUAUAACGGACGAUUUUCCAGUCUUUUGGUACCUCGUUCUAUUGGAGUUCCACUGUAAUGAAAAAAUUUUUAAUUAAUUUUUAGUUCUAACUGUUCGGUCACUUUCUCCUUUAGCAUUUUUUCUUCAACGUUACAAUGUGAUAUGGGUUUUGCCUUUACUAUGUAAGGAAUUUAAUUAUUAUUGUUCCUCUUUGUGGAUUUUUUAUUAAAAAACAGACUUGAAAACGACUAAAAAAGGAUUAUUUUGUCAAGGUUUAUAAUAAAGCAAUAAAUUCAGUGUACCAUGCACUGCAAACAUUUGGGUGUGGUUGUCUUGUCUAUGUUUUUCUGUUAAUAUAAAGCCAGUUACAGUUUCAAUGUUUCUUAGAGAACGCACAAAAUUUCUCUUUAUCCAUUAGUUUUGAUAAUCUAUAUGUUUUACAAUCCAAAACUUCGAAGAUUUGUUUCAACUCUUAACAAUGUCCACAGUGACUAAAAAGAAGAGAAUGUUGAAAAAAAUUCUUGUUUGACUACACUGAAAGAAGUACUUAUACGUAAGACUCGGAAGCACAUGUCACUUAUUUGAUCUCGGCAAUAUUAAUUUGAAAUUUAAAGUUAUCAGAUAAAAUCUCCUGAGAGUUAAUUAUUAUGAAAAUGAACUCUGAUCAAGUUGAGGCAUUCUCCGCUCACGAGUGCCUCACAUGUUCACUUGCGGUGCAUUGUUCUCAAGUCAUAGGAAAAAAAUGUUUUAAAGAGUCGUAUUCAAAUUCGUCAUGGAUAGGUGAUUUCUUUAAGCCACAGGGAGGCGGACUUGCAACUGUAGACUUACCUGAUCAGAGGUUAAAAAUCAACGAAACUAAUUUCUUUAAGCUGUUUUUGAAAAAAAGAAACCUGUAAGGUGUCAUUUCUCAACAAAGAGGUGUUCCAGACAAAGUAUGUACUAUACACUUCUUAGAGCGUUGGGUAAAUUUUUGGUCGUGUAUAUGUUUAGACUUGUUUUUAAGCGUUAAUUGUUAUGGAUAUUCAUGAAUAAACAUACACGUCAGGACCGAUCGUGGGAAAAUUUCAGCUCCCUUUGUUUCGCUCACGGUCGGGUCGUCUCAUAAGUGAACCUCAUCGAGUGCGAAUCAAGUUAACACAAUGAUUCGGCACGUGCAGAAAUAAACACUUAUUGUUCCCAUUGAACGUUUUGUUUAAACAUCUUUAUUAGUAUUGUUAUGCGCGAGUUGUGUUUAGCAGCUCCACCAAUGAGCGCCAACUGUUCCCACGGAUGGGGUUUAGAAACUACAAAGGGUUUGUCUGUUUUUGCUUAAUGAAGAAUUAAUAAGAACUUUUGUGUACGCAUGGAUCACUGUAUAAGAACUAGAUAAUUAGCUUCUAAAUAACAGUUUGAUCACUGUCGCUUUGCUUGCUAUACAGAGCUAAACCAAUCAGAGAGAACCAUUCUCACGCUCUGUUAGUAAUAGAUUAUUUACAGCGUAUCGUACAGGCCUUUUCAUUGGCCCUCGGGCUAAACUUUUGAAUAAGUUUUAAGUCUGGUAAAAUUUUCCCACGAUCGCAUGAAAUCAGAGCAUAAAAGCAUUUAGAGCAAACAAGACUUGCUAGUAAGGUGAUCAAAAGCUCAAGUCUGUGGAAAACAAGUUGCUUGGAAGAAAAUUCUUUCUGUCAAAAUGGGUCUUGAAAGUCCAUCUGGAAACCCAACUGGUGAUGAUAGACGAAAGGUAAAAAAAUCCCUUACAAACUUAAGACAUAGCUUUUACAUUCUACUAAAGGACUGGGUGGCUUAGUGAAGUCUUUCUUAACUAACUUGAUCUUUAAUUUUGUUUUUAGUCUUCAAAGCCUUUAAUGGAAAAGAGGCGUCGCGCAAGGAUAAAUCAAAGUCUUAAUGAGUUAAAAAACCUCAUCUUAGAAGCUAUGAAAAAAGACGUAAGUAAAUUUGAGACAUGUCACAAAGCAAACUCAGAACUAACUCAGGCUUCCUGUAAAAAAAAAAAAAAGCAGACGAUAAAAUAUGAAGCGUCUGCUGUUCUCAAAGUUUCACACUCGUUUUGAUUUAGGGGCGUAAGGUUGUUUUUAGUUAUUACUUCAUUUACGCAAUGAAAACGAAGCAGGUCGUUAACACUUAAAAUAUGACUGGUGUUAACUACCUUAUCUGAAACUGCGAUAUUUCUUCUUCAGACUUCCUGCUAUUCAAAACUGGAGAAAGCGGAUAUUUUGGAGAUGACGGUGCGAUAUUUACGCUCUAUUAGGAACCAAAAUAUGCCAGGUGGGUAAACGAGGAAUCUAUAAUCAUUGUCAGAAAACCAACUGCAAAAUCACACAGCGUGAUGGAUUCAAUUUUUACUGUACGUUAUUAGUUGUACAGUUAACAUAUAAGCUUGUUAAUAAAUUGUUGAUAAUUGUUUACAUGUAAGAAAAACAAAAGGCUACGUGGUGUGCGCUUACAAGGUAUACAUCUCUUGUUAUACUGCAGGUCGCGUGAAUACAAGUGAUCCUAAUACCAUGGCGCGUUAUCGCGCGGGCUAUAACGAAUGCGUGAAUGAAGUUACCCGCUAUCUGAUGUCACUGGACGGACUGGACCCGCAAGUUCGCGCGCGUUUACUAUCGCAUCUCGCGACGUACUGUACGCCUUGCGCUACGACAGCAAUAAAACCAAUGCAGUCUGCAACAGAAAAGCUACAACAGCAGAUGCAACAACCGCAGCCUAUUGCAGCUGUACCAAUGGCCUCAACUCUGGGAUCAACAAGUUUCGCUUUGCCAACCCCAAGUCUAACCAAGUACACCGAAGAGGCGAGUCCUCAUCUACUGAAUACAGCUCAGUUUCAAAUUAUUCCAGGACAACUAGCUCACGGAAAAAUCGCUGCUAUCCUUGUACCGAGCCAAAAUGCACCAGUGACCAUGGUCUCCAGCCCUCAGCUAAUCCCUAUUUUUAAUAAGACAGCCAGCGACUUUCAAGCUUUUCAAAAUAAUCCAGCAACACACGCUCUAAGACCCGACAAUGACCCGCUUUGGAGACCUUGGUAAAGAAAAUAAUUGAAAAGCUUUUUCUUUAUACGGCGUUUUAGCUUAAAAGAUUUAUCAAGUUUCCUAACAAUAGUAAAGUUCAUUGCAAUACAAUAAAAGAAAGCUAAUAAUUUGUAAAUAUCUCGUAACGGCGAUUUAUUUUUCUUUUGUCUAAACAAAC
This is a messenger RNA of Porites evermanni, 7743 nucleotides long. The record is from the annotation of a GenBank genome assembly. NCBI's taxonomy places the organism in Eukaryota, Metazoa, Cnidaria, Anthozoa, Scleractinia, Poritidae.